Molecule: messenger RNA, 1726 nt
Organism: Malania oleifera
Lineage: Eukaryota; Viridiplantae; Streptophyta; Magnoliopsida; Santalales; Ximeniaceae
Product: alcohol dehydrogenase 1-like
Exons: 10
Coding region: 285-1424 (379 amino acids)
Biological process (GO): formaldehyde catabolic process
Cellular component (GO): cytosol
Molecular function (GO): S-(hydroxymethyl)glutathione dehydrogenase [NAD(P)+] activity; zinc ion binding
Source: RefSeq, a predicted model, not a curated record
AUUGGUAGCUAUCAUCGCGAUUAGACUAUAGAUAUAAAGCUGCAAGAGGAUUGUUAUUGGCAGGGGAGGAUUCCCCAUCGACCACAAGUUAGAAUCAACACUCUUCCAAAAAUGUAGUACUGUCAAGUCCAUGCUUCCUGAUUGAUUACCCCAACUGGGAUCACAUGGCCCUCCGCAGUCCAUAAAAACAUCUGCUCUUCAGCCCUUAAUCAAAGCCAAAGCUCCUUCCCAGCAGACACGCACAGCAACAAAACUGGUCUGGUUUCCACUGAAUUGGAUUUCCAAUGUCUACUGCGGGUCUUGUGAUUCCUUGCAAAGCUGCAGUUGCCUGGGAACCGGGGAAGCCGCUGGUGAUGGAGCAAGUCGAGGUGGCUCCACCGCAAACCAUGGAAGUCAGGAUCAAGAUUGCAUAUACCUCCCUUUGCCGUACGGAUAUCUUCUUCUGGAAUGCUACGGAGGAUUCCGCAUUGUUUCCUCGUAUAUUUGGCCAUGAAGCAGCUGGAAUUGUUGAGAGUGUUGGGGAAGGGGUAACCGACCUUCAAGUCGGUGAUCACAUCCUCCCUGUAUUUACGGGGGAGUGUGGGGACUGUAGCCACUGCAAGUCAGAGGAAAGCAAUUUGUGUAACCUGCUGAGAAUAAACCCUAGCAGGGGAGGCAUGCUCAGUGAUGGCAAAUCUAGGUUUUCCAUCAAUGGUUCUCCCAUAAAUCACUUUCUUGGUACAUCCACUUUUAGCGAAUACACCGUUGUCCAUGCAGGCUGCCUCGCGAAAAUCAAUCCUCUAGCUCCUCUGGACAAGGUCUGCAUCCUCAGUUGUGGCGUCUCAACAGGAUUGGGCGCAGUUUUAAAUGUGGCAAAACCAAAAAAGGGAUCAUCCGUUGCCAUCUUUGGGCUGGGAGCUGUUGGCCUAGCUGCUGCGGAAGGUGCUAGAAUUGCUGGGGCAUCAAGAAUUAUUGGGGUCGGAAACCCCAAGAGGUUUGAGCAAGCCAAAAAAUUUGGGGUAACUGACUUUAUUAACCCCAAGGACUCAACCAAACCAGUUCAAGAGAUCAUUGCAGAGAUGACAAAUGGCGGAGUUGAUAGGAGUGUGGAGUGUUCUGGUAACAUUGAUGACAUGAUUGCUGCUUUCGAAAGCGUUCAUGAUGGAUGGGGUGUGGCUGUGCUAGUCGGAGUGCCGAAAAAGGAUGCAGUUUUCAUGACCAAGCCUAUCAAUGUGCUCAAUGAAAGAACACUAAAAGGAACCUUCUUUGGUAACUACAAACCACGGACUGACCUUCCUUCUGUCGUUGACAUGUACAUGAACGAGCAGAAAUUGGAGUUGGACAAGUUCAUAACCCAUCGAAUCCCUUUCUCUGAAAUCAAUAAGGCCUUCGAGUUCAUGUUGAAGGGAGAAGGCCUGCGGUGCAUCAUUGACAUGGAAGAAUAAGGUCAUGGAUGAAGAACAAUGGCAGUUGCAGCAUCAGAACUUUCUAUAGUGUGCUAGAGAAUGGAAGAGUCACAUAUUAUGUAAAGUUCAGCAACUGGCUGUUUCUGCAGUGAAUAAAAAUCAGAAGUAUAAUACUUUUUUUCCCAGAUUAGAACUGGCAGUGAAAAAAAUCAAGAAUGAUACUCUUCCCAGAAUAAAAGCGGGCUGAUUUACAAUUGUAUGUAGUAUUUCUGCAUAAUUUAGCAAUUGGGUGUUCUGCAAUGAAUAAAAGCCAAAAAGAAUAAUAAUACUCUUUUCCCAAA